Molecule: messenger RNA, 1848 nt
Organism: Neurospora hispaniola
Lineage: Eukaryota; Fungi; Ascomycota; Sordariomycetes; Sordariales; Sordariaceae
Product: amino acid permease/ SLC12A domain-containing protein
Exons: 3
Coding region: 118-1842 (574 amino acids)
Biological process (GO): amino acid transmembrane transport
Cellular component (GO): membrane
Molecular function (GO): amino acid transmembrane transporter activity
Source: RefSeq, a predicted model, not a curated record
CUCCAGGCAAGCCGAGGGUGAAGUGUUGGCAGUACUUUAACCUCUCUCUCUCCCUCCCCCCUCUUCCCCUUUCUCUCUCCCCACCUCCCUCCAACCCAAUCAUCCCUAAACCACACCAUGUCCGACAUAGAAAAAGGGUCAGCGGGCUCCCACGACAAGGAGACCCGCGUCGACGCGGCCACUCUUCCCGCCUAUGAGGCCGGCAGCGUCGCCGAGGCGCAACAGGAGGACUUCAUGACGCGCAACGGUCUCAACCUCGCCUCCUUCAAGCCCCGCCGGUUCCACACGGGCGACGGCACCGAGAUCGAGCGCACCAUGAAGUCCCGCCACCUGCACAUGAUUGCCAUUGGCGGCUCCAUCGGCGCCGGUUUCUUUGUCGGGUCCGGCAAGGCGCUGCACAACGGCGGGCCGGCGUCGCUGCUGAUUGAUUUCGCCAUCAUCGGCGUCAUGAUGUUCAACGUCGUGUACGCCUUGGGUGAGCUGGCUGUCAUGUUUCCUGUUACCGGUGGUUUCUACACCUACUCGACUCGCUUUAUUGAUCCGUCUUGGGGGUUCGCCAUGGGUUGGAACUAUGUUUUCCAAUGGGCGAUUGUCUUGCCUUUGGAACUUACUGUUUGCGGGUUUACGGUCGGGUACUGGAAUCAGGAUAUAAGUGUUGCCGUCUGGAUCACCAUCUUCCUCGUCGCCAUCAUCAUCAUCAACGUCUUCGGCACCCUCGGUUACGCCGAAGAGGAAUUCUGGGCUUCGGCAUUCAAGCUCGGCGCCACCAUUGUCUUCCUCAUCAUCUGCCUCGUCAUGGUCCUCGGCGGCGGUCCCAAAGGCAGCCGCUACGACCACUACACCGGCGCCGCCCUGUGGUACUCCCCCGGCGCCUUCGCCAACGGCUUUAGGGGGUUCUGCUCCUGCUUCGUCACCGCCGCUUUUGCCUUUUCGGGCACCGAACUCGUCGGUCUCGCUGCUGCCGAGGCCAAAAACCCCGUCAAGUCCCUUCCCGGCGCCAUCAAGCAAGUCUUUUGGCGCAUCACCCUCUUUUACAUCCUCGGUCUCUUCUUCGUCGGCUUGCUCAUCCCCUAUGACGACGAGAACCUUUUGGGCGCUAACCCGUUCAUCAACGUCAACGCCUCCCCCUUUGUGCUGGUGGGCAAGUACGCGAACCUGACGGGCUUCGACUCGUUCAUGAAUGUGGUUAUUCUGGUGUCGGUCCUCUCGCUCGGUGUUUCUUGCGUCUAUGGUGGCUCGCGCACCUUGACUGCCCUCGCUCAGCAGGGGUACGCGCCCAAGAUCUUUACGUACGUUGAUCGCUCCAACCGCCCGCUUUUCUCGGUGCUGGCCAUCAUUGCGUUUGGACCCUUGGCGUAUGUCAAUUUGGCGGCUGCUGGUCCGACGGUGUUCGAUUGGUUGCUUUCGCUUUCUGGGCUGGCGGCGCUGUUCACGUGGGGAUCGAUUUGCUUGAGCCAUAUUCGCUUUCGCAAGGCGUGGGCGCUCAAGGGGCAUAGUGUGGAGGAGAUUCCGUUCCGGGCUGCGGGCGGUGUGUGGGGAUCGUGGCUGGGGCUGGUGUUGGUUGUUUUGGUGUUGAUUGCUCAGUUCUACGUAGCCAUCUGCCCUCCCGGCGGCGGCUUCAACACAGUCGAGGGUUUCUUUGUGCAGUACCUUGCCCUCCCUGUCGUCAUCGUCUUUUGGAUCGGCGGUUUCAUCUGGAAGCGCACGAGCUGGCUCCGCGUUGACCAGAUCGAUGUUGAUACGGGCCGUCGCGAACAUGAUUGGGAGUCGAUCAAUGCGUACCAAGCUGAGUUGGCGGCUAUGCCUGCUUGGAAGAGGUGGUUCCAUAAGCUGUUUGUCUAAAAGUUG